Molecule: messenger RNA, 4163 nt
Organism: Ceutorhynchus assimilis (cabbage seed weevil)
Lineage: Eukaryota; Metazoa; Arthropoda; Insecta; Coleoptera; Curculionidae
Source: the annotation of a GenBank genome assembly
CUACAGGAAAAGUACCAAAUGAUUUGAAUGACACGACUUCGUCCACCAUCGUCGAAUUUGACCGAACAACUCCGAAGCAAAUUCGUGAUUUUGAAUUCAUUUUAACAUUUGGUGAAAAUGAAUUCAAUGAACUUAUUACGGAAACGCAGAGACAGAUGAUCGAUAAAAAAGGCAAAAGAAAAUUUCGUGUAGUGAAUAUUUUGAGACCACAAGUAUGGACUGAAACAAUAUCGAAAAAAAUUUUUGAUGAGCAUCACCUUCUUCACGGCUACCACUUUAAAAGUAGUCACAUUAAUCAGGAUAAACGAUCAGGUGGAUUCAAAGGUAAAAACAUUCAUUUUUUCAUACAGAAGAAUUAUAUGAAUUAAACACUCCGAAUUUAUAGAUAUAAAUUUAAUAAUAAUCAGUAAAAAGUAGGUAACUGAUUCUGAUAAGUUAAUACUUUUUUUUCAAUGUUAAGAUUUGGAUAAUGAUUAGUUCAAUUUCGUAUUAUAAUCACGUUUGUUAUCAGUGUAAUUCAUUUCAUGGUAAUUUUAGUUCGACCUCCAGUCCUUCGAUAUCAAUACUAUUUUACCACGUAGUAGACAUUUGUCGCCUGUAUUACCCACUAAGUUUAAAGAAGCCGGUCCUGUCCACUCCUGCUCUUCGCUGCCGUUGGCCAUCUCCAUCCGCCAUCGCGUCAUUUAGUGCUUGUAUCGUGCAGAGCGUACUGGUUUUUUCAAGCUUUGGCUGUCACACGUAAGUAAAUUUGAUUGUAAUAUUUACUUUCCAGCCAUGAAAAAACAUAAGAAAAGAGACCGGUCAUCAAGUAGUGAUGACGAGCUAUCGAAAAAAGAAUUACUAAGAAGAAUUCAUAAGUUGGAACGAUCCCAAGAAAGACGAAGGUCACGUUCCCGUACGUACUCUAGUAAGCGCCAUCGGCGUUCGGAGUCGAGCGUGCGUUCUCGCUCUCGCCGACUGGAAUCAGGUGACCGACGCAGGCUAACUCGCUCUCCCACACAGACGCGAAAGGUCGAUUCUUCCCCGUCGCGCCAUCGACAGCGCUCAUGGGUGGAGCGGGGAGAGCUUUCCAGCUGUUCCUGCGAUAGAAGUCGAUUCUCUAGUCGAUCCGUCGAGACUGUCGAGAGCACAGGGACGCAUUCAGCCCGUCGGCGCCGAAGUUUUUCUGCAGAGCGAUACUCGUACGUAUCGACGAAUGCAGACGCAACCAACAAUGAGGGAUUCAACUUGCAUGUUGAAAACCUUGUACGACCAAACAGUCCAGACAAUAUUACAGCAGAAGGAGGCCAUUCUCCGUCACUAAUAAUAAAUAAUGACGUUGAGCUAGGCGACGAUUUUUUGGCCAUUUUAGGAAGCGAUCCAAAGGAAUGUGGAAAGUCAACUUUCCAACUUCAUAAGGCCAUAUCCUCGCGAUGGGAUCAUAUAUUGUCUAAUGGCUUAUCGGACGAGGACAAACGGGUUUUAAAUGACCGUCACAAAAUACCAGAGAAUUUACCCUUGUUAGUGCCAUCUGAGGUUAACGCUGAAAUCUUGGCAAUUAUGUCAGCGCUUCAUAAAAAGAGAGAUUCUGGUUACUCGGCAAUUCAAAAUCAGAUUUCUCAUGGUCUUUCAGCUCUUGGACAGGGCCUUAAAAUAAUUCUUGAAGAGGGCAAUAAUUUUCCCAAGGAAUUAAAGGAAAAUUUGAUGACUCCUCUUUGGGAUUCAGGUAAAAUUUUAACCAAUUUAUUUUUUAGCCUAUCGCAAACUAGACGUACCUUGAUUUCUCAAACUGUAAACAGACAGGUGAAAGAUAUUAUAGAAAAAUCUGUUCCUGACACCUCCUUGUUUGGUUUGGAUUUCGGGGAAAAAAUUAAAUCUGCCCGAAUGCUGGAAAAGACAAGUAAGGACUUGCUGGCAACACCUGCCUUCACUAGAGUACCGAGUACCUCAACCAGCACUAAUAAAAAAUAUACUAGUGGCGAAAGAAGAGGAGGGAGGAGAUCAAUUCCGGAAAACCGAUAUCGCCCAGGUCGUCCAGGGAGGGGGACGAAACCUUACAAGGGCCAACAAUCCUCGAGACACGAGAAGUUCUAUAUUCCAGGAAAAACAAGUAAUUCCGCUCACAACACAAGAUGGCGAAGAACCUUACCCUGGUUGCAGCAAAAUUAUCUGGAAUGCAUUACUGCUGAAAAAUUACCCAGAAAAUACAUUACGAACCGUACUUCAAUCAUUAUCAGCUGGAACGCUUAAACAGUACAAUUCCACCUAUAAACUUUGGUGGGGUUUUUGCCAAAAACAUAAUGUUUCUGUUUACAAAUCCGGGGUAAGUGAAGUUCUACAGUUUCUUCAAAAUCUGUUGGACAGCCAGACUAUACAAUACGGCACCUUUAAUGCACACAGAUCUGCGCUAUCCUUAAUUUUGUCAACAGAUAUAGCUAAUGAUUUUCGGGUUAAGAGAUUCUUGAAGGGGGUAAGUAACAUUAGGCCUACUGCUCCCAGAUACAAUCAUAUAUGGGAUACUCGGCCAGUCAUAGCCCACCUCAAGAACAUGUUUCCAAAUAAUGGAUUAACUUUAAGAGAUUUGUCCAUCAAGCUUGCUUCGUUUUUAGUCUUAGUUACUGGUCAGCGAGUACAGACCAUAUCCCUCAUAAAAAUUGAAAAUAUAACCAAUUCAGUAGGAGGCUAUCAAAUUUUUAUCUCAGAUAAAAUUAAGACUUCAGGCCCUGGCAAGCUUCAACCUUGUUUACAUGUACCUUUUUUUACAGAAGAUCCAUCUUUAUGUGUUGGAUCAGUUUUAAAAUUUUACCUAGAAGCUACGGCAAAAAUAAGGAAACCAGACCAACAUAAUUUGUUUUUAGUUACUCGACCACCUUAUAAGUGUGCAUCGAAACAAACAAUUAGCAAAUGGGUCAAAGAAUUAUUGGCGCGUGCCGGCGUUAAUACAGAAGAGUUUCGCGCCCAUUCUACUAGACAAGCGUCUACGUCAGCCGCGAGAAGAAAAGGAAUUUCUUUGGAUCUCAUUCGCCAGACUGCAGGCUGGUCAGAAGAUUCCUCUACGUUUGCAAGAUUUUAUAAUCGUCCUGUUAUAGAUUCAUUUGCUUUUGCAAAAUCUGUACUUAGCUUGUAGUUUUCAUGUUUCAUGUGGUAUUUGGUUUAGAAUAUGUUUGAGUUACUUUUGAUAUAUAUGUCUUACUUAUAAUACAAUAUAUUUUCCUUAUCUUUGCAACUUGUCUUUGAACAUCUACGUGGUAAAAUAGUAUUGAUAUCGAAGGACUGGAGGUCGAACUAAAAUUAUUAGAUCAAACGAACUUACCAGUGAAGUUCGAUCCUAAUUUUAGGAGACCUCCAGUCCGAAGAUAUCAAUUCCCUCCCAUCCCAAUAUUUUUCAGUUUCCCCAGAGGUGUUGCAAAGAUUAUAAUUUAAACAAAAUGACGCGAUGGCGGAUGGAGAUGGCCAACGGCAGCGAAGAGCAGGAGUGGACAGGACCGGCUUCUUUAAACUUAGUGGGUAAUACAGGCGACAAAUGUCUACUACGUGGUAAAAUAGUAUUGAUAUCUUCGGACUGGAGGUCUCCUAAAAUUAGGAUCGAACUUCACUGGUAAGUUCGUUUGAUCUAAUAAUUAUUAAUAUUCUACGAUUUGUAAGUCAAAUGAAAAUAGUAAAUAAUAUGGACUAUUUCCACGAUAGGACCGACGUUAAACUAGUUCGCUCUAAUUGGUCCAAGCAAACAAAAAACUCAAUACCUCUGCGUCAAUUUUGGGAAAUUUGAAAAAUAGUGAAGGAAAAACCGUCUUACACUUUCUUCGAGACUUCCAUACUCAAUUCCAUAUUUGUUCCAUAAUUGUUCAUAUUUUCAAUUUUUGUCAAUUAUUUUGCACCUCGCAAGUUUGAUAUCAAGGGGUUUCUCCGACGUCCUCAAUGUUUGAAAAUCUAACUCCCAGGGAGUCCCGAAGGAGCUCCAAUGAUCCCGAAGGAAUCCCUGGGUCCUUCCGGGCAGUCCUUAAAAAGUCCAUACCUGCACUGAGAGGAAGUAUUAGUCGCAGUUACUAAAUUGAAUGGUUAGUGUGACUUAAAUGUCACAACUAAUUGUUUUUAGUAAACUCGACUAAAAAUUAGUCAAGAGGACUAAAAAUUUUGGGUGCAAGUGACUAAUUUGUUAACCGCGACUAAAAUUUUUCAGUUAC